Molecule: messenger RNA, 2981 nt
Organism: Phyllopteryx taeniolatus (common seadragon)
Lineage: Eukaryota; Metazoa; Chordata; Actinopteri; Syngnathiformes; Syngnathidae
Gene: dmrt2b
Product: doublesex and mab-3 related transcription factor 2b
Exons: 3
Coding region: 173-1270 (365 amino acids)
Biological process (GO): sex differentiation; regulation of transcription by RNA polymerase II
Cellular component (GO): nucleus
Molecular function (GO): RNA polymerase II cis-regulatory region sequence-specific DNA binding; DNA-binding transcription factor activity, RNA polymerase II-specific
Source: RefSeq, a predicted model, not a curated record
AUUGGAAGGAAGCCGGCAGCUGGAAACAAUAGGAAAACUCGAUGCAGCAAAAUAUGAAGAGUUUUUUGUCGUGACAAGAGCCGAUGGACGCUUGGGGGUGACGGACAGCCCGGCGCUGACCUGCGGGGACAGCAGAGAGAAGAAAUCGUUGCAGCAGGAGAAGCCCCUCAAGAUGAGCCGAAGUCCCAAAUGCGCCCGCUGUCGGAACCACGGCGUGGUUUCGUGCUUGAAGGGUCACAAACGCUUGUGCCGCUGGAGGGACUGCGGCUGCGCUUGCUGCCUGCUGGUGGUGCAGCGGCAGCGCGUCAUGGCCGCGCAGGUCGCACUGAGGAGGCACCAGGCUGCGGAGGGUAAGAGAGGUGUCAAAUGUGCAACUUCCUCACAGAGAACUUUGUUUCAGCGCGCUCCUGAGGCAGCAGAGCCAAGUUUGCUGCGGACCAAGAGCCUCCUGCAAGGGCUGACAUCACAGGAGGGUAACGGUUCCUGUUGUUUAAAGCAGACACAGUGUGACCAUGCACGUGUUCCAAGCGCCAGCAUUAGUGCCCGCAUGAGGAAAAGACGAACGUUUGCUGACAAGGAGCUGGAGAACGUGAUGCUGGAGCGGGAGCUCAGACAGAGAGAGUUCCAGAAUGACCUUUCCUUUUCCUACUCCACCUUCCUCCCCACACUUCAUCCGGUGCCUCUACCCAUCACGCCUAGCUUGCAGUCGUUCAACAAAGUCCCUUCAUCUGCAGGGACAUCUAGCUUUGGGUCUGGGUGUAAGCCACUGCAAGACUGUGACUUCCAUUUCUAUCACUGCUUCCAUUUUAAGAACACAUCAUGCACAACAAGUGAGUUCCAGCUCUGCAAAAGCUCAGGGUUAAAUAGAGAUAAGAAGGAUGAGGUGAAGCACGGCUGGAUUUGCUGCGAGAAGAAAGAUACAUCAGAGCUGAUACCUUUGCCUUCACGACAAACUCUCAAACACCGUGGUAGCACUUUGUUGUGUCAGGACCUCAUCAAAGCUCAGUCAAAACCAAGAGAAAUUCAAGACUCAAAUGUCACAUGCUCUAUUUUUGUAUCAGAUCAGGGGAUCCUGGACUUGGCAAAUGUCAGAGCCCCCAGCAGGACCUUGGAUCCGUUAGCGCUGACAGCUAGAGGCCGGUGUGCCGACACUCCUGCUGCCCAGACGCAUCCUGGUGAAGACUCUGUCAAGAGCCUUCCUGGCAGCUCAGGCAGCACUCCAGCUGUGAAGCUGCUACCUUUCUCAGUGGAGGCUCUGCUAAGGGCCUGACAAGCCAAUGGAAAAUACUUGGCUUUGGUUAUGUGCAGGGAUCACCUUGACAUGUGAACUAUACAUGCAGAAACGGUUAGUUGUUUUACACUGACAGGAGCUGGUUUUUAUUCAAACUAGAAUGGCAUUCAGCAGAGUGCAGACCUCCGCCUCUGCUGAGCAAAAAAAAAUAAUGCAUGUGUACCAAAUACUGUCAUGUUUUCCUUGGUCCGAGACCCACCCCUCUACAAAGUGUCACGGGAAUAAAAAGAAUCUUAACAAUCCUGCUCAUUAACAAACAGACGACAACAUGGGCAAUACAAUUAUGUUACAUCAAAAUCGGUUUUGCUGUAUUUUAAAUUGUAUUAGAAUUAUAAUAAUUAGACAAUCUUCGCAUUGUCUGCUAUCAUGUUUAGUAUCAUCAUCAUUAAUAAUUGAUAUCAUGUCAAGUUAAAUUACUCUUACCUGUCUGUAAAUAUUCAUUCACCAAACGAAGUGUGAACAAAACUUUAAGUUUUGAGUGCUUGGGCUUGUGUCUUUUGCAGUGCUCUUACAUACUGUGUUAUGUGUGAGAGAAGGGGCGAGUGAGGGAAAUUUAUCUGUGUGUAUGUGUGCAUCUGUUUUUGUGUGGCAGUGGCAUAUGCUUUGUUUGCUUGCUUUUAUCGUGAAAAGCACUUUGUGCUACAUUCAGUGUAUGAAAAGGGCUAUAGAAACCAAAUCUGAUUGAUUGACUGAUUGAUUAUUUCAUAUAUACUGUACAAGGUGAGUCAGAAAAGUUCCAGGACUGGGGUCAUAAAAGAUACCUUUCAAGGCCAAACUACAAACUUCGAUGUGGGCCAGACAAUCAACCAGCACAUUUACAAAGAGAUCCUGCAGCGUUUGGUUCAUUCGGUGCGACAGACGAAAGUAGAGCUGUGGCAGAGAAGACCAUUGCCGUGGUGGAACAACCUUCCUACUCACCCAACAUGGCUCCAUGUGAUUUUUUUCAAGUUCCAAGUUCAAGGGGGUCAUCAAGGCAACCUGUUUUGAAGAAAUCGGUGACAUCAAGUUGGCCGUGAGGAUGGAGCUGUGGAGGAUCCUGGUAAAAUCCUUCCAGGAGUGCUUGACAGUGAAGACUGGGCAAGGGCAUAGACUCCAGAAGGAUUACGUUGAAGGGGAAAACUUGUAGUUUGGGUUUGAAAUAUAUCUUUUGUGACACCAAUUCUGGAACUUUUCUGACACACCUCGAAAAAUCAUUCUUAGUGUCGCAAUCAUACUGAUGAGGGAAGAUGGUAAAUUUGCCCAAAAGAUGAUGUCAGUGUUGCCAAGGCAACAUUUGUUUUGUAUGCUGAACCUGGCCCAGGCAGUUUGUUUGAAGAUGCAUUUGAUAUAUAUCCGCUUUUUACUUUUUUCUCUUUUUUUUUUCUACGCUACUCUGUAAUCUCUGAGAUGGAGUUCAGAUACAGUUAACAACUCUGGACCUUGUGGCGUCAACACAGGUGAUAGCGCUCUCUUUGUUCGCUCGUAUCUACCAUCGCAUCGGAAUGCUUUUCUAUCUCCUCACAGGUGAGCUGAGGGCUGGCUGGUACAAAGAAAGAAGUGGCUGUGACUUUGAAAGCACUGACUACAUGAAAUUGUGUUGCAUUGUAUAUUAUCAACAGAGACUUGUCCAAAAAUGUACAAUAUCUUUCUUUCUUUGGUGAAAGCACACAUUUUCAUCUUCUGUGAUUAAAAGAUAAGCAUACAUCACAAA